AUGAUAAAAGUAAAGUAUCCUGGUUCCCUUAAGAGAAUAUACGCGGAAAUUGCGUUAGAAAAACGCCAAAACGGAGAAAUUUGGGGUACGCUUGAGUGGGCUCAAUCGAUCUGCUGUGUGCUCAUGGGCUCGAUCGAUCUGCUGUGGGUUAAUGGGCUCGAUCGAUCUGUUGUGUGCUCAUGCGCUCGAUCGAUCUGCUGUGGGCUCAUGGGCUCGAUCGAUCUGCUGUGGGCUCCUGGGCUCGAUCGACCUGUGGGCUUGAUCGAUCUGUUCCUUGUGGGCCAAAACUCUCCCUGGAACGUCUUUAUCGUUGAACUUGAUGGGAAGUAUUCCGACCCCAACAAGAGACCAGAUAGCUCUAGAAGAGUUUUGGUCCCGAUUUCAUCUCCCAAUAUCAGCUCUACAUUAUCCAUGUCGGGUGUUGCAGUGGUUGGUCCAAAUAUAUAUGUCAUUGGUAGCGGAUCUAGGCAAGAUGCUUCGUCUAGCGUUAUGGUCAUGGACAGUCGUUCUCACACAUGGCUUGAGGCUCCAAGCAUGCGGGUGGCCCAUGUGCUCCCAUCGGUUUGCGCCCUUGAUGGGAAAAUAUGUGUAACCGGAGGCUGCGACAAUCUCGAUUCAAGGAACUGGAUGGAGAUUUUCGAUACGGAGACCCAAACUUGGGAGUUUUUACAGAUCCCUAGCGAAGAGAUAUUCAGCGGCUCUGAGUACAUGAGCGUAAAGUAUGAAGGAACACUCUAUGUGAGGUCUGUGUGA
This is a messenger RNA of Microthlaspi erraticum, 753 nucleotides long. Lineage: Eukaryota; Viridiplantae; Streptophyta; Magnoliopsida; Brassicales; Brassicaceae. The record is from the annotation of a GenBank genome assembly.